GGCGGCGAGGUGCCGAUGACCGAGAUGCUGGGCACGUUCGCGCUCUCCGUCGGCGCAGCGGUCGGGAUGGAGUUCUGGGCGCAGUGGGCGCACAAGGCGCUGUGGCACGCGUCCCUGUGGCACAUGCACGAGUCGCACCACCGGCCGCGCGACGGGCCCUUCGAGCUCAACGACGUCUUCGCCAUCAUCAACGCCGGGCCGGCCAUCGCCCUCCUCGCCUACGGCUUCUUCCACCGCGGCCUCGUGCCCGGCCUCUGCUUCGGCGCGGGCCUUGGGAUUACGCUUUUCGGCAUGGCAUACAUGUUCGUGCACGACGGCCUGGUCCACCGCCGGUUCCCCGUCGGCCCCAUCGCGGACGUGCCCUACUUCCGGCGAGUGGCUGCCGCUCACAAGAUACACCACAUGGACAAGUUCGAGGGGGUACCGUAUGGGCUUUUCCUGGGACCCAAGGAGCUGGAGGACGUUGGUGGCCUCGACGAGCUGGAGCAGGAGCUCGCCAGGAUCAACCGGACUCGGAGCAUCUGAAGGACUCUGGACAUGGCGGCAUACGCAGCUAGAAGAGCCUUGUGAUCUCAUCUAGCAGAUGAACUACAUUUCAAGAUUUUUUGUUACUUUUUGGUGGUUGCUAUUGAUUUAAUUGAUGGUUCUGGAGAACGGGAGUCCAGAACCGGAAGGAAGCUAAUGAUCAGGCAGUGGUGGUGGUGUACUCCCCGUUACCCGGCUGCAGGGUGCGUGGUCGCGUGGAUGUGUGCAAACAGUUCUAGGAAGAAGCACAGAUGGUUCAUGAGGCUGUGACAUGAUUUUAUUCUUUUUCCUGCCUUCGAGGUCUCACCACGUCCAUAUUUUUGUUUUGUGGAGACCCAACUCCAUGUCUUGCUCUUAUAUAUGACUAGAAACUACGCUUCUGUGUAUAACAAGUAGAGAAGGUUGUGAACCACUUCAAUGAAAGUAAAAGUUGGCGGUUGGCAAGAACGCUGGAGAUUCAGUA
Messenger RNA from Triticum urartu, 988 nucleotides. The record is from RefSeq and is a predicted model, not a curated record. Lineage: Eukaryota; Viridiplantae; Streptophyta; Magnoliopsida; Poales; Poaceae.